Molecule: messenger RNA, 1475 nt
Organism: Myxocyprinus asiaticus (Chinese sucker)
Lineage: Eukaryota; Metazoa; Chordata; Actinopteri; Cypriniformes; Catostomidae
Product: sodium/potassium-transporting ATPase subunit beta-1-interacting protein 3-like
Exons: 7
Coding region: 267-893 (208 amino acids)
Biological process (GO): regulation of sodium ion transport
Source: RefSeq, a predicted model, not a curated record
CCCUCCCCUCUUGCCCCGUCUACCCCUUCUUUUUUCUGCCUCUUUCUUUCCUCUCAUACUCUCCCCGCCACUCUCUCGCGCCGCGCCGCGCCGCUCGUGUCUUAUGCUUCACACUUUCCACGCGUUUCAUUGAGCGCUGGAGGAAACAAUGGGAAUGCACGCGCUUUGUGUCGGACAGCGACUGACGCGCUUCUCUGUGUUUGUUUAGAACUUUGUGCUGAUAUAAACACACAUUCGGAAUCACAUUAUCAUCAAGCUCGAACACAAUGGGGUGCUGCAGCGGACGGUGCACCCUUAUAUUUCUCUGCACGUUUCAGAUGAUGGUGGCAUUUGAGAGGCAGGUGUUUGAUUUCUUGGGCUAUCAGUGGGCUCCCAUCCUCGCCAACUUCUUCCACAUCCUGGUUGUCAUCCUGGGACUGUUUGGCACCAUUCAGUACAGACCUCGCUACAUUGUAGUUUACGUUGCAUGGACAGCACUGUGGGUGGCCUGGAACGUUUUCAUCAUCUGUUUCUACCUGGAGGUUGGAGGUCUGUCAAAGGACAGUGACCUAUUGACCUUUAAAAUCUCUGCGCAUCACUCCUGGUGGAGCGAGCACGGGCCAGGCUGUGUUCGACGAGAGAUCCCUGCCAGCGUAGACCGUGGUUCAGAUGCACAGUCCUACAUAUCAAUCAUGGGCUGCAUGCUGGAGUACCAGUACAUCGAAGUCCUCCACAGCGGAUUCCAAAUCCUUAUCUCUCUGCUGGGUUUCAUCUAUGCCUGCUACGUCAUCAGUGUCAUCACAGAGGAGGAAGACAGCUUUGAUUUUAUUGGUGGAUUUGACCCAUUCCCACUCUACCAUGUCAAUGAGAAACCAUCCCAUCUACUAUUAAAGCCUGUGCAUCAGUCUUCGUAAAUGAUUGUGUUUGUGAAGAGGAGCAGCCCGGCUGAUUCCUCUUCUCCACCAGACUCCUCGUUCCUCGCCUCCUGCCUCAUUCCUCAGUGUCUCUCCAUACCCAUUAAAACACAUUAUAAUCUUCUUCAAUCAGCCUUUUCUGGGUUGGAAAGAGGGUAGGAGAAUUGCCUCUUCUCUUCCCAACUCUGGACAAAAUGCGUCCAUCUGACACACUGGCUCCUGUAUUGUUCCAGCUUCCUCAUUUAGAAGCUGUUACUUACGGCCAUAAAACUAUCUAAACAUAAAGGUCUAUUAUUUUAUCGGGUGGAUUUCCAUGUGUGUGUGGUCGAUGUUUAGUAUGCAUUGUGACCUCAUAGGCCACGACCCUAUGAGUUAUUCAAAGUGACUCUAUGGAGCUCAGAUAUUAAGGUUAACUGAGUUACAGCUCUGCUUAUGUGUGAGAGAGGAGCACCAUUGAAUGCUGUUUACCUUUACACAGGAUUUGCGCAUGUACACAGUGCAGUAAAACAGUGGAAUGAACCGAGAGGAGCAAGGGUGGGCCGGAAAGCGGGUGCGGCCAAAAAAAAAAAAAAAAACAAUAAA